Messenger RNA from Chiloscyllium plagiosum (whitespotted bambooshark), 8303 nucleotides. It is a transcript of the gene nav3, whose product is annotated as neuron navigator 3. Gene Ontology annotation, biological process: neurogenesis; nervous system development. The record is from RefSeq and is a predicted model, not a curated record. Gene Ontology annotation, molecular function: ATP hydrolysis activity; ATP binding; protein binding. Lineage: Eukaryota; Metazoa; Chordata; Chondrichthyes; Orectolobiformes; Hemiscylliidae.
UGUGAAGGGGGCAUGCAUGCCUAGAAAGUCUGGGAGCGGUGAGAUAAUGGGCACAACAUUGAGAUGCCAGCAGACUGAAGUCAAAUUCACCAAUAGCUGGAAGUCCUAUGAUGAAAUUCUUGCAGAAGAGUCCAAGAUGACCAGGAGACAGAGAGCACUGAGAGACACUGGCUGCCCGCGGGAGGGAGUUGCUCAGUUAGAUCCCGAUAUUAUCCUGACCAUGCUGGGAGACCUGGAGCAAGUGCUUUAUACAAACCUGCCUGGUGAAGAUCCAGAAACUAGGAGAAUGAGGACAGUGAAGAACAUCGCUGACCUUCGGCAAAACCUGGAAGAGACAAUGUCGAGUCUGCGCGGGACCCAGAUAAGCCAUAGCACGCUGGAGACAACAUUCGAUAGCACCGUCACCACGGAGAUCAAUGGGCGCUCCAUGGCCGCAGUGACCAGCAGAACAUCUGCCAUGUCCUGGAGGCUUGGCCAGUCCAGCCCUCGGUUGCAAGCUGGUGAUGCCCCAUCCCUGGGCACUGGCUACCCUCCCCGACCUAACCCCAGUCGUUACAUCCACCCUGACGGCUCACGCUACGUAUACACUGCACCCCUCCGAAGGACAGCGGGGUCAAGGGCCGGCAAUAACUCGCAGCUGGACAUCUCUGAGAAAGGAAGCUCUGAGCUCGACAUGACACCCACCGAUGUGGAUGUGACCGGUUACAUGAGCGACGGUGACUUACUGGGAAAGAACAUAAGGAGCGAUGACAUCGGCAGUGGGUACAUGACUGAUGGAGGUCUGAAUUUAUACACCCGCAGCAUAACCCGUAUUCCAGACAUAUCAGCUACACGCGAUGUCAUUCAGAGGGGCGUGUCGGAUGUCUCAGGAGAUGUUGAUAGUUGGGAUGAUAGCAGCUCCAUCAGCAGCGGUCUCAGUGACACACUCGAUAACCUUAGUACUGAUGACCUGAACACCACCUCAUCCAUCAGCUCGUACUCCAACGUCACUGCCUCUUCCAGGAAGAAUACCAGAACUCAGCCCAAACCUGACACAGAGAAGCACUCGACUUCCGAAAAUGAAACCGCUUGGAGCGGGGAAGAUUUGAAGAAGCCUGAGGAGGGUUUGGACGUGUCAAAGAUGGACUUGAGUGAGAAGUGGAAAAGGAACUUGUCUGAUUUAUCAGAUGAUUCUGAGAAAGGACAGAGACCGUCUCUGUCUCUGUCUCAAACAGGAUCAUGGAGACGGGGUAUGACAGCGCAAGGAGGGGUACCCACACCGCGGAACAAACAGCCCUUAAAAACACCAGUUGCAGGAAAAACAGAAGAUGUUAAAGUUUCGGAAAAGGGAAAGGUGUCCUUAAAAGGCACAACUAGCCAACACUGUCCCUCGGAGGCAGGAAAGAGCAGUGGAGAUGAAGGCAAGAAGCCACCAUCUGGAAUUGGACGAGCAUCCACUGCUGGCUCCUUCGGCUUUAAGAAAGCUGGCAUCUGCUCAUCGACGGUCAGCAUGAGUAGCAGUGGGGUAACAGUGACCAGUGGCUCCGCUACGCUGGGGAAAGUGCCCAAGUCUUCUGGCAUUCCCAGCAAGUCGAGCUCCGUUAGAAAGACCAGUCUGGAUGGUUCCCAGAACCAGGAGGACGGAAUCCUGCUGAUCAGCUCCAGGACUAAUCUGCAGUAUCGCAGCUUACCACGACCCGAUAAGACCAGUGCUGGCACCAUCGGCAGCCGUGGUGGGCAUCGCUCCAGUACCAGCAACAUCGACUCCAACACCGGGGGGAAAUCAGCGAGCAAUGCAGCCUCCAAGCUCAGAGAACCUUCCAAGGUUGGCUCGGGGCGUUCCAGCCCCAUCGGGAUUGCUCAGGGGGAGAGAGAGCGGGAGAAGGUAGCUGCAGGGUCUGACCCAGAAACAAUGUCACUUUCAAGUUCCCCAAAAUCCAGCCCUCCGUCCAUGAGCAGCAGCGGAACGUCAGGACUCAGGCAACAGGGUUCCAAGUAUCCAGAUAUCUCCUCACCAACAUUCCGCAGGUUGUUUGGAACGAAGGCGAGUGGGAAAGCGAGCAGUGUGCCUAGUUCAGAACCGGUGAAGUGCUCCUCUGUCAUCUCUAACCCCCAUGCCUCUCUGACCCGGCAGGGCAGUCUGGAGUCACCUUCCAUGGGGCCAGGAAACAUUGUGAGUGGCCAGGGCAGUGGAGGAGGAAGCAGCUCCUUGAACUGUAAACCUCCUGAGCUACCCACCGAAGGAAGCAGCCUGGCUUCUAGCCCAGCCUCUCUUCACUCAUUAACCUCCAGCGGGCACCAGCUAACAGCUAGCCUCAGCAGUUCCCCAGGGGGCAGUAAGGACACUCUGAGCUACCCUUCCCUGACCAGCCUGCACACCAGCUCCGAGUCAAUCGACCUCCCACUCAGUCACCAUGGCUCGUUAUCUGGACUGACCACCGUGCCCAAGGGGGAUGUACCCAACCUGCUGCUGAGGACCGGAAGUGUCAAGUCAACGCUGUCAGAGAGUCCACUUUGUUUCCUUGUUAACACGCCUCAGUAUCACAGGAUCACUCCCUCUCGGAAGCUGGACAGUGUGCAACUAGAUCGAAACACCCUCCCUAAAAAGGGACUCAGGUACACCCCGUCAUCUCGACAAGCCAGCCAUGAGGAAGGCAAGGAAUGGCUUCGCUCUCACUCAACUGGAGGCCUGCAAGACACAGUCAGCCAAUCACCUCUGCCCUCACCCUCUGCCAUCUCAUCCCCUUGCAGUGGCACAUAUCAUUUUACACAUUUAGUGAGUCCUACAGCAGUGUCCCAGUUUCAUCUCUCUGGUCCCAGUAUGAUGCGUUCAAACAGCAUUCCCACGCAAGAUUCCUCAUUUGACUUGUACGGAGAUUCCCAAUUGUGUGGAAGUGCAAACUCCCUGGAGGACAGGCCAAGGACAAUCAGCAGAUCCGGAUCAUUCCGGGGCAGUAUGGAGGAAGUCCAUGGGUCUUCGCUCUCACUGGUUUCAAGCACAUCAUCUCUUUACUCCACAGCUGAAGAGAAAGCACAUUCUGAGCAAAUUCGGAAGCUGCGCAGAGAGCUGGAUACUUCUCAGGAGAAGGUCGCCUCCCUCACCUCUCAACUUUCGGCUAAUGCUCACCUCGUGGCUGCUUUUGAACAGAGUUUAAGCAACAUGACCUCCCGGCUACAGAACUUAACUAUGACUGCUGAGCAAAAGGAGUCGGAACUCACUGAGCUGAGAGAGACCAUCGAAAUGCUGAAGACACAAAAUUCUGCUGCUCAAGCUGCCAUCCAGGGAGCUUUAAAUGGCCCAGACCAUCCAAACAAAGUAGAUACACGGAUUAGAAGACAACAUUCCUCAGACAGUGUUUCCAGCAUCAACAGUGCGACCAGCCAUUCCAGCAUUGGGACUGUGAAUGAUAGCGACUCAAAGAAAAAAAAGAAGAAACAGAGCUGGCUGAGAAGCUCCUUCAAGCAAGCUUUUGGUAAAAAGAAAUCAUCAAAACCCAAUCUCUCUCAUUCGGACAUCGAAGAAAUCACUGACUCCUCAAUUCCAUCAUCUCCCAAAUCACACCAGGACUCAACAGAUCCUGGAUCCCUGAAACCAUCACAUUCUACAUCCGCCAAGCCCAUGUCUCUCUGGGUGACAAGGAAACAGCUCAAUGGCCCAGUGAUCUAUCAGCAUGGGUCCCGCAUCUGUGAGUGCACCGAGACAGAGGCUGAGGCCAUUGUGCACCUGAAGAGUGAGCUGCGGGAGAAGGAACUCAAACUGACUGAUAUUCGCCUGGAAGCACUUAGCUCUGCUCACCACCUGGACCAGAUCCGGGAAGCAAUGAACAGGAUGCAGAAUGAAAUUGAACUUCUAAAAGCAGAAAAUGAUCGUUUGAAAUCAGAGACAGGAAGUAGCAGUGGAGCAGCACAGACGCAAUCCCAGUCAUCAACCUCAUCUUCCACUUCCUCCUCCCGCCAUUCCCUGGGACUUUCCCUCCAUAAUCUCAAUGUCAGCGGAGCUGCAACAACAGACAGUUUGCUGGAUGAAGGAUCUGAUGGUUCAUUCCGUAAGGAGAGCUGUAGUGUGCGAAUAAUGAUUUGCCUGAACAAACAACUCAAGCGAACUAAGGAAGAAAAGUCUCCUCAGUAUCUCAUAGGGUCGUUAGGAGUCAGCGGAAAGACAAAAUGGGAUGUUCUUGAUGGUGUAAUCCGUCGAUUGUUUAAGGAGUAUAUUUUCCGUUUGGACCCCAGUACGAGUCUCGGUCUGUCAUCUGACAGCAUUCUCAGCUACAAUAUCGGGGAGGUAGUGAGAGCAGGGAACCUGGAACUGCCGGAACUGCUGCCCUGUGGCUACCUGGUUGGAGAGAGCAACAUCAUUACUGUGAAUCUAAAAGGUGUGGCAGAGAAUAGUGUGGACAGCUUGGUGUUUGAAACACUAAUUCCAAAACCCUUAACACAUCGUUACCUCAACGUCCUGCUAGAACAUCGAAGGAUCAUCCUCUCGGGUCCUAGUGGGACCGGGAAAACCUACUUAGCCAAUAAACUUGCUGAAUUCCUGGUGAACAGGGCUGGAAGGGAGGUCACUGAUGGGUCGAUAGCCACUUUUAACGUGGAUCACAAAUCGAGCAAGGAAUUGCGCCAAUACUUGUCAAACCUGGCUGAUCAGUGCAAUACUGCGGAUAAUGGUUCUGACCUGCCUUUAGUGAUAAUCCUGGAUAACCUCCAUCAUAUUGGCUCAUUGAGUGACAUCUUCAAUGGAUUCCUCAAUUGUAGAUACCACAAAUGUCCCUAUGUUAUUGGAACAAUGAACCAAGCUGUCUCGUCCUCUGCUAACCUGGAACUUCACCACAACUUCAGGUGGGUACUCUGUGCCAAUCAUACUGAACCCGUGAAAGGAUUCCUGGGUCGCUAUUUACGCCGUAAGCUAAUUGAGACUGAAAUCGAUAGAAAUAUGCGCAACAGUGACCUCUUGAAAAUCAUUGACUGGAUCCCCAAAGUGUGGCAGCAUUUAAAUGGUUUCUUAGAGACACACAGUUCAUCGGAUGUUACUAUUGGUCCACGUCUCUUCCUCUCGUGCCCUUUGGAUGUAGAUGGCUCCAGGGUUUGGUUCACAGACCUGUGGAAUUAUUCUCUGAUACCAUACCUUUUGGAAGCAGUUCGUGAAGGCCUUCAGUUAUAUGGCAAGAGAGCACAGUGGGAGGAUCCCGCAAAGUGGGUGGUGGACACGUACCCAUGGAAUGCUGGCUCACUGCAGCACGAGUGGCCAUCUCUGCUGCAGCUACGACCCGAGGACGUGGGAUAUGAGGGUCACACAUCUGCCAAGGACAGUGGCUCCUCCAAGCAUGUCCCCCAAAGCGAUAGUGAUGGUGACCCAUUGAUGAACAUGUUGAUGAGGCUUCAAGAGGCAGCGAAUUAUUCCAGUGCGCAGAGCUGCGACAGUGACAGCACCAGUCACCAUGAUGACAUUUUAGAUUCCUCUAUAGAAUCGACUCUGUGAGGUGGAUUCAGAGUGUGAUGGGGAUGUGUGAGUUUUUAUUGCUGUGAAGAUACUGACCUGCAUUGAGGGUGUGAGGCUGCACAGUGAAGGAUGAAGACUCCCUGGGGGUGUUCCAGUGGUAAUCUACAGAGUGCACCAAGGCAAGGAACUCUCAAUGCGAGGUCAGCUCGCUCGAGUCAGCUGUAUUGAGGGACACACUGGUGGGAACCAACUGAGUUUAAUUCAUCAACAUGAUGUGUACAUAAUGGAUAAAAUACACACAUACACACUAACAAACAAAAAAUAAUUGCACAUGAAAUCAAGCCAAACUGGAAUUUUGCAAAGUAUUUACAUGUGUAAACUUGAUUUUAAUUUUAAUUGAGGUGCUGCAAGGAGUGGAUUAGACAGCUGCUAAUCCAUCUCUGUCCUAACCUCAGCUCUCUGCCGAAUUGGUGCUGGUUGAAAAAGCCAGAAACAGUCCUUGGUUUACACCCACUGCCCACAAUCCCAACAGCUUUGCACACAAUAAGCACAACGUUGGGAGAGGGGGCAUGCGGUGUCCAAUCACCGUGGGGUCAACUUUUGAAAACAUGCUGGACACACAGCUCAGCUUUUCUUGGUGCUGCUGGUCGAAGCAUUUCUUUCUUUCUAACAGGCUUCAUUUAUGGAUUUCUACUGCUGUAUGUUGUAGUUUUUUUUAAUUUAAAUUUCAAGUCUUUUAACUUGAAGAAAAGGUCUCUCAGUCACCAGACUUACUUAAACCUCCACUAAUGGUACAAGUGAUAACCUUGGCUUGUGAAGGGCUACAUCAAUAGAGGUUGUGGAAAGUCUACAAGUGGGAAUAACAUUCAAUAUGGUGCUGAAUCACUUGCCUUAUUCUCAACAGGUUACAGGACUUAAAUGAAGCCACUUAAUUUUAUCUGCAAAUAUUUGUAUCUGGCAACUCUUUAUUUAUGGAGUUUGGAGGAGCUGAAAGGGAGUAGGUUUGAUCAUUUCACACUGGUUCAACCCGACAGUAAUUCCUACUUAUUCUUCCUCAGUUGGGGGCUGGGUUUAACUCUGCACCCUAAAGGGAAAUUUGAAAUAUCUUAACAAGCAAAUACUUUUCAGAAAACCCACUCCUGUUCACUGCCCCCUCUCUCUUUCUCUCUCCCUUUUCUUUUUUAAUAGUAUUUACAAGUCACAGUUUCAGUGAAAUGACUGAAAGAUAAUAAUUGGUUAGUGUAUAAAGUGGUUCUUCACUGAAUCUAAACCAGCAGAGCUGGGACAACUUGACAGAAGGGUAUGAGCACAAAAUGUUCUCUUGUAUAAACGUUCAGCAUGUUUUUACUGCCUAUAUGCAAAGCUAAAUCUCAUUCAAAGGGAAGGAGAGCCAGUUUGAAUGUCAGCCCCCGACCUCCUGGCACUCUCUCACAGACAUCCCCACUCCCACACCAACUCCUCCCUUGACCCAUUCACUCUGUGUUCGCGCAAAUGCAAAUGGACUUGCAAAACUCUUCAAACUGAUUCAGACUGUCAACAGCAUCCCCCCCCACUUCACCCCCCCCCCCCCCCACCCACACCCAUUGUCCGCUCCCCUCCCCUCAAAGCAGUUUAAGGUUAAAAUAAAUUUCAAAUUUUGCAUGCUAGAGAUCUGAAAUAAAACCAGAAAGUGCUGGAGAAAUUCAGAAACUGUUCUGAAGAAGGCUCACUGGACUUGAAAUGUUGAUUCUGCGUUCUCUCUGUAAAUGCUGCCAGCCCUGCCAAAUUUCUCCAACAAUUACUGUUUUAGUUUAGAUUCAGGUUAAAAUUGGACUUUCACACAUUAAUGUACAGAAGAACACCUCACUCUGGGAAGGAGGGUGGGGGCCUGUGGGAGGGGCCGCAUGAAUAGUGCACUUCAUUGGUGUUUUCUCUUACACCCCAUGAUGUGGGGGGGGGGCAGGGGGGUCGUUCAUUUGAUUUCUUUGUGUUUUGAAAGGGGUUUUUGCACAAACAUAAGAAAUUGUAAAUAGAGAAACAAAAGGAUGAAAGAACGAAACGUGUUUUGUUUUGCCUUGCACAGUAAAGAUUUGAGAAUUUCUGAUAUGUGUAUUACUUGGUGUAAACAUUUACUUCACUUGACUAUGCUGGGAUUUUUGUAAACACUGUUGAGAAUUCUCUGUCUAGACAAGAUGUGUUUUAUUUUGUGUGAUAACCAUUACUAGGAGCUGCUCUCCAUCGGAGAUUAAUGAGCCACAGAUGGACCACUGCCAAUUUUUAUUCAUCUUGUUCAUUGGGGCAUCUUUAUUGAAUGUUGGGUUUGUUUUAGCCUGUAUAACACAAGUCUACUGUUCACCCAAACUACCCAUCCUUGGCACUGACCCAGCUCCCUCAGAGUCAACAGAAUUCUCUGACACUCCUGUUUAUAUCUGUCAGUCAGGGCUCCCUGAUUGGACCAGGUUAACAGCCCCAAACAGGGAACUCCUAUGAGGUCCACCUGGCUGACCCUGCUCCAAUCACUACAGUUUUAGCCUGUAUAGCACAAAUCUACUGUUCACCCAAACUGCCCAUCUUUGACGCAUUUCAGUGAGACAUGGGGAAGUGUUUUUGUGUGAAACAGUUUUCUGUAAAACAUAUUUUGUAUUCUGUACAUUUUAAUGUAACAUACAAUGUAAAUAAUCAGUGAUAGCAACAAAAAAAUGAAAAAAGGAUGAAAACAAUCAUGGGGAGAGUUUUUUGCAGUCUUUUUCAGGUGUUAACUUUUGCGUUUGAGUAUUUGGGUGUAACCAGAUUAACAAGUUGUUAAUCUCUGGUUUUAAUCUGUCUCUCCAUCUUGUAUAUGUAUUUUUUUCCAAAUUAUGCACAUUGUGUCUGUCUAAAUUAUGACUUUACCAUUAAAGUGAUACUA